ACUCACUUCGCAGAGCUCAAGUGAGUUCCAAGACACUUGGCUGAAGUUCACAUUGAUGCUCUUUUGAUUGCGCAAGCCAGGCUCGCUAGUUUAUUUGGAAGUGUACGUAAUGUCGGCAGGCACCAGGUCUGGGAAAGUUUUAAGAAAGAACACAACAGCAGCGAAGGACGACAAAAUGCUCCCCUCCGCCUCCGCUCAAACAUGUGACAUCAACUUUGACAGUGGUGAUGACUCCACAGAUACCCCCCAUGUCUCUGAACCGAAGAAAGGUGACCGGUCACCAACGGUGAAGAAUCUCCUCCAAAAGGCCAAGAUGAGAGAGCGGUCUCAAGAUAAGAAACUCCAGAAAGUGAUAAAGGAGAGGGAUGCUCUUCGCAAACAACUGGCAUACCUGUCUAAAGCUCCCAGAGAAGAACAAUCUUCAGAGGAAGACACUGCCUCCUGCUCAUCAUUGUCUUCAAUGAGCCGGUCCUCCUCCUGUUCUUCCUCCUCCUCCUCAGAUGAGAAGAUGAAACGAAAGGGCAAGGGAAAACUCAGACUUUCAAAGACAAAGCACAAAAUAAAGAAGGCCAGGAAGCACCACAAAGUGACUGAUGUCCGCAAAAGAGAUAAAACUCCAGUAAAACGUUGA
Gadus chalcogrammus (walleye pollock) is the source of this 631-nucleotide messenger RNA. Its product is annotated as pinin-like. NCBI's taxonomy places the organism in Eukaryota, Metazoa, Chordata, Actinopteri, Gadiformes, Gadidae. The record is from RefSeq and is a predicted model, not a curated record. The coding region runs from base 110 to 631 and encodes 173 amino acids. The transcript is spliced from 3 exons.